Messenger RNA from Octodon degus (degu), 2699 nucleotides. It is a transcript of the gene Fstl1, whose product is annotated as follistatin like 1. Gene Ontology annotation, biological process: regulation of BMP signaling pathway; cell differentiation; multicellular organism development. Bases 222 to 1142 code for a protein of 306 amino acids. NCBI's taxonomy places the organism in Eukaryota, Metazoa, Chordata, Mammalia, Rodentia, Octodontidae. The record is from RefSeq and is a predicted model, not a curated record. The transcript is spliced from 11 exons. Gene Ontology annotation, molecular function: protein binding; calcium ion binding.
CGGGGCACCGGCGCGGGGGUGGCGGAGGGAGGCGAGCGGCGCGCGGGGCCACUGCUGCAGAAGGGGAGGAGAAUGGGAGGAGCUGGGGGCCCCGCGGGCCGGGAAGGAGGGGUCUUAAGGGGCGGCGAGCCCAGGUCGGGUUUCCUCGGAGGCCGGCGAUCCGCGGAGCUCGCCCCGUGCGCACUGCCGCCGCCGCCCGCGCCCUCGAGCCGCCCGACACGAUGUGGAGACGCUGGCUCGCGCUCGCGCUGCUGGCGGCCGCCUGGGUCCGCGCCGAGGAAGAAAUAAGGAGCAAAUCCAAGAUUUGUGCCAAUGUGUUCUGUGGAGCUGGCCGGGAAUGUGCAGUCACAGAGAAGGGAGAACCCACUUGCCUCUGCAUCGAGCAAUGCAAACCUCACAAGAGGCCUGUCUGUGGCAGUAAUGGCAAGACCUACCUCAACCACUGUGAAUUGCAUCGAGAUGCCUGCCUUACUGGAUCCAAAAUUCAGGUGGAUUAUGACGGGCACUGCAAAGAAAAGAAGUCUGUAAGUCCAUCUGCCAGUCCAGUCGUUUGCUAUCAGGCCAACCGUGAUGAGCUCCGGCGUCGCAUCAUCCAGUGGCUGGAAGCCGAGAUCAUUCCAGAUGGCUGGUUCUCUAAAGGCAGCAACUACAGUGAAAUCCUAGACAAGUACUUUAAGAACUUUGAUAAUGGUGACUCUCGCCUGGACUCCAGUGAAUUCCUGAAAUUCGUGGAGCAGAAUGAAACUGCCAUCAACAUCACCACCUAUGCAGAUCAGGAGAACAAUAAGCUGCUGCGAGGACUCUGUGUUGAUGCGCUCAUUGAACUCUCUGAUGAAAACGCUGAUUGGAAACUCAGCUUCCAAGAGUUCCUCAAGUGCCUCAAUCCAUCCUUCAGCCCUCCUGAGAAGAAGUGUGCCCUGGAGGAUGAAACAUACACAGAUGGUGCUGAGACUGAGGUGGACUGUAACCGCUGUGUCUGUGCCUGUGGAAACUGGGUCUGCACAGCCCUGACCUGUGAUGGAAAGAAUCAGAAAGGGGCCCAGACCCAAACAGAGGAAGAGAUGACCCAGUAUGUCCAGGAGCUUCAAAAGCACCAGGAAACAGCUGAAAAGACCAAGAGGGUGAGCACCAAAGAAGUCUAAGAGACACGAAGGAAGAGUGUCUGGAGCGCAGCACCUUCUCUUCUACUUCAGCGCCGAGUCCAGUAUACCAAGUGUCUGCUACAAUCACCAAAUCACCAGUAUUUGCUUGUAUAGCAACAAAUUUCAUUUUAUGUGUUUUGCAAUAAAGGAAAUGGGGGUAGCUGGCUAGGAAGAAAGAGGCCAUAGCCUUCAUUUCUAGGAGAGCUUUUUGAGGAACUGUAAGUGGUGUUCUGGGGCUGGAGGCAAGUAAGGAAACUGCAUCUGGUUGGCAGAAGAUAGACCCGGAGCUGAAGCCUCUCUGAGGUCGCAGCAGCUGUGAGCAGCUGCAGGGAGCAAAUGCAAUGCCAGAGAGGACUGGAAAGGCAGUCCCUGGAGGAGGGAAAGAAAGGCUCAGACCCAGAGCUGAAGCCUCUCUGGGGUCACAGACCACAUUCUGCUUCUGACCCUUGAUGUCACUGUUGUCCGUAUAACAGAUGUCCAGUAUUUUGCUUCUCCUCUUGGUCCCAGCUACUCCUCUAGAUAUAUGGCCAUCCGGCCAGUGACCCACAUCCCUCAUCUUGGAUGGAGUUUCUGGGAGAGUGUGCCCAAAUGAUGCAGAUACUUAGAUAUUUUGAGCCCUAUAGAGACCUAACUAAACUUUCAAAAUAUGUUUUACCAAAGGUGCUACUUCUCUGUAAAAUGCUUUUGCUUAUUUGGUAAGUUGACUUCCAUUUUUCAGUUAUUAUCAUUAUGCUGUUGUUUUGUAUUUUAUUUUCUUGAUUAGGUAUUAAGUGUUUAUAAUUACUUUUUCAGUAGUUCUACCAUUUCUGAGGUGGGAGGAGUUUGGAGUUCUUCUUGGUGCAGGGACCUCUGUAAUUCAGACACCCUCAAGCCUCCCACAGGCUAAACUAGAUAAAGCCUGAAGUUGGCCUCUUAGUACCAGCAGGUCAGCAGUGUACCAAGGAGGCAGAGAGGCCUUGGACAGAAGCCAGGGGAAGAGGAAGCUCUUCAUGUAAAACUUCCAAGAUCUCAAGGUUAAUGUGUACUCAUUUAUUCUGAGAAAAUCAGGCAAAUCGCUAUUCCAAAGGAUGGAAGCUUAGCAUAUCCCGGCCUCAGAACAUGAUCAUUGAUCUACCAGUAACAUUAGCAGUGAUUUUGACUUUAUUUCCUCCUAUUUAUGGGCCCAAGUUUCCUCAGUGAGUAGUUAAGAAUGCAUUAAGCUUUUGAUUCGAUAAAUUAUAAACUUUGUGAUUCUGGCAGUUGUCCAGAGGGUGACAGGUUCCUGUGAUUUUCUUCCUUCUCCUUAGGAAAAAUGAAACUUUUAUCUUAACAAGAAAAGUCAUAGAGCUGAUAAACAAGAUAGCCAACUUUGACCUCAGUCUGAAAUGAGCCUUGCAGUUGUGCUGGUAUUUGAGGGCUUCUUGGGAAAGCUGGCCCAAGAGAGGGUUAAAGAACCACCCCGUGCCUGUCUUCAACCAUGCAUAUCAUAUGCAGCUCUUGUUGGAGUCAGAAGACCUUUCCCUUUAGAGUUGAGGCCAGAAGGUUUCCGAUUUAAGAGGAGUAAACAGUAGAGAUUGA